UGCAACUGGGGACAGGGAGAGCGAGGGAGCGAAAGAGAGAAAGACAUAGAAGCGAGACAGAAGGACAGAGUGUUGAUUUGGUUUGAAGAGCCGAAAUUCAACAUAAACGAGCAAGACGAAAUGUAAAAGAGAAAAAGAAUUCAACAUUAGGAUGCAGAAAAUUACAGACAUAGGCAGAAAAAGAGGUUGAGAGAUGGUAGGAGAGCAACAGGGAGAGAGAGAUAAAGAGCUAGAGAGGAAGAGAGAGAGAGAGAGCAAGCCAGGGAGAGAGAGGCAGCGCUUCCUAACUCUAGUGAUUCCCAGACUGGCUGCCUGGCUGGCACUGAGCUCUGUGCUCUAAUUCACCCGAUCUGAUGGGGUUUCAUGCCCUUGCUGCCAGUGCUGGGGGUUUUAAGACCAACACGGGUUUCUGCUGUUGAUCUUAAAUCUCUUCAGUUCUCACCUACUGACCAUAUCAGCCUACACAGAUGAUUACCAGGACAAGCUAAUCUCAGCCUUACUGACUGGCUAAUGGAUCUUCAACUGAAACACCAGUAAAUGCAAGUGGCCCAAAGACGACUGGCAGAAAUGAGAGCGAUACUGGCGUGUACUGUCCUCUCACUCCUGUCUUUGUCACAUGCCUGUCCGAAGGAGUGUAGCUGCAACAGCAACACCAAAGUAGUAGACUGCCGGGGUCGAGGACUGUAUGACAUCCCGCGACGACUGCAUCCAGACACCCAGGAAUUAUACCUUCAAGAUAAUCGCAUCAGGGGGCUGGGAUCAAUGGCUUUCAGGGAAAUACCCCUUGUUCGCAUUCUCGAUAUAUCUAAUAACUCGAUAACAACAAUUUCGCCAACUGCUCUGCUUGGGCUGAGAACACUGCAGCGACUCAGCCUGGCUCACAACAACCUGAGGGAGCUCGAUAAGCGGUUGCUUGGACCUAUCCGCUCACUUUCACACCUUGACCUCUCACACAACAGCCUGUGGGGUUUGCCUGGAGCCAUGGGGGACAGUUUGAGGAACCUCAGCCACCUGGGGCUAGCACACAACAGGCUGACAAGAUUAGAUCGUUCCCUGUUGGAGGCCCUGACACACCUGGACAGCCUUGCACUACGCAGCAACCCCUGGAGGUGUGACUGCCAACUUAUAGGCCUCAAACUCUGGCUGGAGACCUACCUCUUUAAAGGUGGAGUGGUAGAUGAAGUGCUUUGCUCCCAACCGGAAGAAAUGAAGGACAGAGACCUGCAGAAGAUCCCUUACCAGCUCUUCCAUGCCUGUAUGACUACAAGCUACCAUUACCUAUUUGCCAACAUACACCACCUUGAGUCUGAGAGACUACUACAAAGUCACACCCAUGGCAACCACGCUCAUCCCUCUAGCCAUGCUCUCCACGUCCCCAUGGCGAUGGGGGAGGGAUUUGGUGGUGGAGGUGGAGGCGGAGGUGGCAUGGCAGAGUGCGAAACUAAGCAGAAGCCACGGCCCGUCAACUUGCGGCACGCUAUUGCCACAGUGAUCAUCACCGGCGUAGUGUGUGGGAUCGUGUGUCUGAUGAUGCUGGCUGCCGCGGUGUACGGAUGCGCCUACGCUGCUAUCAUGGCCAAAUAUCAGCGGGAGUUAAAGAAGAAUGAGGAGCUAGCGGCAGCGCAGGGUGCAGAUCACGCCACAGCAGAUGAGAAGGAACCACUGGAGAACGCCAUCGCCUAGGAGAUGACAACUACCCUGAGACUUAAAACCUGGGCCUCAACCCUUUAACCUAAUUGUCUGCGGAUGCCACGCGUGUGCUUGUGCAUGUAUGUCUGCGAGAACAAAAACAAAAAAAAGAAGAGAGAGAGAGCGAGAGAUUAUUUAUUUACGAGUAUGUUGACCUCAUUUCUGAGACUUGGGUAGCUAAAUUCCACAGGUAUCUGACUAUGCACUGAUUAGAAGAGUAUCUUCUACUGUAUGCGGGUUUGAAGGACAGGCCAAAGAAUUCAAACAUUCGUUUUGUCUAAGAAAAGCAUAUCACUGAUAGGUACAGAUAUAUUUAUAAUUGUGUACUUGUAGGUAUAAUAGUGAAGCUCUUGUAUUUAAAAAAUGGACUUUAGAAUUUGGUUGUCGUUUGGUUGUUAUUCGUAAUUUUGAUAACUCAUAGUAGGCAGCUGCUGUCAGUUCUGUCGCAUCAUUGAUGUGAGUGUAUGUGAACGAGAAUGACUCUGUGUUUUUAUUUGUGACUGAGCGUGCGUGCGUGUAUGUGUGAAAUGCGUACUGUAUGCACAUAUUACAGAGACAUUUUAUGCGUCUGUGCCUAAUAAUGUGACAUAGGUUUGAGGAGGAAGGGUGUUUUCUUAAAGGAUAUUUUUCCGACAUGUGACGUUAAAAAUGGGAAAUUCGUUGAAGCAAUAAUGAAACAAACUAAAACGAAAACAACAACACAACUCGGAUUCAGCCUUGUUGUUUUUCUCUUAACUUUAUGAGUCUGAAUUAUCGUCACGCUGCACACAAUCACACCCACACGCAGACUAAGUUUUAGAACUACAGGUUUUGAGAACAGUCAAACAGUCUUGUUUGUGAUUUUAUGCUGAUUUCAUAAUGGUAGUCAUGUCCUACAAUAUGUAUUAUAUAUAAUAAAGGGAAGCAUUUUACCUGA
Messenger RNA from Oreochromis aureus, 2605 nucleotides. It is a transcript of the gene lrtm1, whose product is annotated as leucine-rich repeat and transmembrane domain-containing protein 1. NCBI's taxonomy places the organism in Eukaryota, Metazoa, Chordata, Actinopteri, Cichliformes, Cichlidae. Gene Ontology annotation, cellular component: plasma membrane. The record is from RefSeq and is a predicted model, not a curated record. The transcript has 4 exons. Bases 538 to 1683 code for a protein of 381 amino acids. Gene Ontology annotation, molecular function: protein binding.